UUACAGGUGUAUAUGUAUAAUGGCUUGAGUGUAGGAGUGGCAUAUCCCUGGUCAUCUCUAGACUCUAAGCCAGAAACAAGACAAGACUAUAUAAGAAAAAAAGGAUUAUUAGCAAUGGAUUGUAGAAGAACUCAACUUGGGCAGUUAAAUUCUGCAAAUACAGCACUUUUUGUUUGUGACAUUCAAGAAAAAUUUCGGCCAGCCAUAUGGAAUUUUAAGGCUGUUGUAUCAAAUACAAAAAAAUUGCUGAGUGGCUGCAGUAUCCUGAGUGUUCCUGUUGUCGUGACAGAGCAGUACCCAAAAGGCCUUGGUGUCACUGUUGCUGAGCUGGAUCUCGAGUCUAUACCAAUUGCACUGAAGGUUGAGAAGACACAGUUCAACAUGGUUACCCCAGCAGUUGAGGAAGCCAUGAUCAGUACACUGUGCAAGGAUGGGCUCUCUAGUGUUGUUAUCUGCGGCAUUGAGACUCACGUGUGCGUUGAACAGACUGCCAUAGACUUGUUAGCUAGAGGCAUCUCGGUGCACGUCGCUGCAGACUGCUGCACAUCGCGGACCAACCAAGACAGGAACCUGGCUCUGCAGAGGCUGUCCAAAAUAGGCUGCCACGUGACAACGUGCGAGACGGUCCUCUUUAAGCUAUUGGGUGACAAACAACAUGCCAAGUUCCAAGAAAUUUCCAAGCUCGUGCGUGAGCCGUGCAAAGAUGUAGGCCUGUUUGUUUAAUUCAAUAUGGAACUCAUAGAGAUUCUUGUCCUUUUUAUUCGUGAUUCAUGUAUACACUGGGCUCGUUUUGUUGUGGUAGAGGCGUGCUGCAUUGAUUUUGCGUUCGGGAUUGUGAAUGUCAAUGUGGAUGCAGUAAAAAUCUAUCAGGAAAAGUGUUUGGAAGAAAAAUUUUGGGUUAUCUUUCCAAUUAUCGCUUGAAUAUCUAUGAUAGUUCAUUGAGAGACAGAACUCGAGUUAGUGGGAGCUGCCGGUCUGGUCGCGUUACAACCACUAAACAUCGAACCAUAUUGGGCAUGUGGUACAAGACCUGUAAAAAAUUGUUGCAUGUACUAGACUAAAAAUUUUAUGUACUUCUCUUUUUGUUUUUCCGCCAUAAUCAUAAAUUAUCAAAUAACCUGUUAAUCGUGCUAAUUAGGUCGGUUUUACUGUGAUGUUUCUCAGUACCAAUAGUAAUUCUAACGGCAGUGCCUUUAAAUUUUCCCAGUAAGGAACUUUCAUGCUAAAUUACUGCUAGUGUAAAAAUCUGACUAGUUACAACACCGAUUCAAGGAAGCUGACUCUUUAUUCUUGCUUGGUAAUUCCACUACAAGGUCACCGAACCGUUCACGAGUUUUCAAGUUUCAAUUGACAUGCUACAUUUAAAACCAAGUAAUCGUGCCUAGAGGCAACGAAAGCAAUAUAUAGUUUCACAUUUUCUGGUCAUUACUCAUACCUACACCUUAUACUCGCAUGUAUUUAAUUGGUUGUAAUUUAAACUGAGUUUAUUACUAGGUUACUGGAGAAGAAUCGGACGCAAAUUGUCUCAAACCAUGGCAUUUUUACAUAGUACGGGCCAUUUAUUUAGUUACUAUAAUAAUAACACAACCACUAUCAGUAUGACCUUAAUAUAAUUUGAGCACAACCAACAGCUUGUAAACUUGAUACAAUCCUGUUAGGUAUUAAAGGGGCAAUGAAUUGAAAUCACGAAGCCUUUUCGUUCGAUCUUCCAGAACGUGGAUGCUAAGUUCUGCUUUAGAGAUGUUAAUUAAUGAUGUUUAAUAUAUGUUUAGAUGUUUAAUGUAUUGAAUGUUACAUUUGUGGGAGUUCAUAUUUCUACCUCUGAGAGGGUUUCUAUUGUACUUGCUAUAUAAAUUAUUGAAUUACGUGUGAGCUGAUCCCAAGAUCUCAAGCUGAAACAAGCAAUAGAGUAGGUAUAUUCCUGAGCUUCGGCCUACGAGGGACAGAAAUGCAAGGCAAUGUUGUAGGGUAAAAUCCCAACAUUUUAUAUACCUACUCUAUUUCGAGAACUAUAUAUGUUUUUUUCGCCCGUCACACGCUAGCCUUGCAUAUAAGUAAGAUUUAGUAACUUUGGUUCAUCUUAGACGAAAAAUUUAUAUCAAUUUAGGCAAAUUACGAUUGACCCGGGAGCUAGUACUGUAGUUACACCUGUUCUGAAGUUUGAAGCAUGUUGCGUUCCAUCAUUCUGCUCUAUCCUCAAGGUUUCUUGUUGAACGUGUAACUCUAUCUGAAUAAAGACUUUUUAUGUUUCCCUG
Hyalella azteca is the source of this 2255-nucleotide messenger RNA. Its product is annotated as isochorismatase domain-containing protein 2-like. The record is from RefSeq and is a predicted model, not a curated record. The transcript is spliced from 4 exons. Bases 13 to 723 code for a protein of 236 amino acids. NCBI's taxonomy places the organism in Eukaryota, Metazoa, Arthropoda, Malacostraca, Amphipoda, Hyalellidae. Gene Ontology annotation, cellular component: cytoplasm.